This is a messenger RNA of Cynocephalus volans (Philippine flying lemur), 4917 nucleotides long. It is a transcript of the gene VKORC1L1, whose product is annotated as vitamin K epoxide reductase complex subunit 1 like 1. Gene Ontology annotation, biological process: peptidyl-glutamic acid carboxylation; vitamin K metabolic process. The record is from RefSeq and is a predicted model, not a curated record. Gene Ontology annotation, molecular function: vitamin-K-epoxide reductase (warfarin-sensitive) activity. Bases 17 to 547 code for a protein of 176 amino acids. The transcript has 3 exons. NCBI's taxonomy places the organism in Eukaryota, Metazoa, Chordata, Mammalia, Dermoptera, Cynocephalidae.
CGGCGGAGGGGGGAAGAUGGCGGCGCCCGUCCUGCUGAGAGUGUCGGUGCCGCGGUGGGAGCGGGUGGCCCGGUAUGCAGUGUGCGCCGCCGGGAUCCUGCUCUCCAUCUACGCCUACCACGUGGAGCGGGAGAAGGAGCGAGACCCCGAGCACCGGGCCCUCUGCGAUCUGGGUCCCUGGGUGAAGUGCUCCGCCGCCCUUGCCUCCAGAUGGGGUCGAGGAUUUGGUCUUUUGGGUUCCAUUUUUGGAAAGGAUGGUGUAUUAAACCAGCCAAACAGUGUCUUUGGACUUAUAUUUUAUAUACUGCAGUUAUUACUUGGCAUGACAGCAAGCGCAGUGGCAGCUUUAAUCCUCAUGACGUCCUCCAUCGUGUCUGUGGUAGGGUCUCUGUACCUGGCCUACAUUCUGUACUUUGUGCUGAAGGAGUUUUGCAUCAUCUGCGUGUUCACAUAUGUGCUGAACUUCAUUCUUCUUAUCAUCAACUACAAACGACUAGUUUACUUGAAUGAGGCCUGGAAACGGCAGUUGCAGCCCAAGCAGGACUGACAACUUUAUGAACUCAGUUUAACUGACAGUCUGAAGUCCCUUUUCCAUUAAGUUUAUUUUGCAGCAGUUUUUGUUUUGUUUUGUUUUGUUUUGUUUUUUUAUUCUUCACAAGACACUUUCCCUAAGAAUCUUAAACUGAUUUUUUAAAAUCCUGUCAAUUAGAAGGGGCCCUAGCUAUUUUGUGUCAAUCUUAAUUUUAAGUAUGGAUAUUAAAAAAAAAAAAAAAAGAUACACCGAGCCAAUCAAAGACAAGCUUUAACUACUUUGAAGAUCUUUCUGAAAUAAUAAAAUGUAGCCCUAGCCCCCUUCCCUCAAUUGUAAAGUGAGCAACCAUUGCUAGUAAUUCUUUAAUGUGUAUAAAUUCAAUUUCAGGUAUAACAAAUGUGAUCAUGACAUGAAAAUAUUUUAGAAUAGAUACUGUAUUAAAUAUUGCCAUGUUUACAAUAUGUAAUAUGUUUUUAGCUGAUGGAUUUAAACAUGUAGAUUCAACUAGAAUCCAUUUAUGUGAUAUUUGUAAAUAAAGGUAGAAGUAUUGGAUCCAUCCCUGCAGAACUUACUGUACAGUUUAGUUGAAGUGUAGCAAUGAAGAAUGGUCAGCUCAACGUUGUCAGAUGAAAUAAUGAAAACAGUAAGCCCAUACAGAGCAUCUUGUGAAAGUGCUGACAGCUGUGGGUACAGCAUUGACGGCAAAAACAAUGGGGUAGUGGUUCCCUUUCAUCUCCCUCCUCUGAAGGAAGACACUAUUUGAACGUUCAAGUCAAGUUUGUGUCUAGUCAUAAAACUGGAUCCAUUGUAACCUUACAGAAUGAGUCAUGUGACUGACCAGACCUUCAAGUCCAAGGCCUUCAGGAUGCCAGUGACGGGAAAAUGAGUAUAUUUCUUUGGACAAAAGCUGGAAACAUUAAUAUGGCAUUUUUGGGUACAGUCUCUUACAACAGUUGAAUUUUCAUGCAGAUAUUUUUCCUUAAUAUUGGUGCCAGUCAACUAGACAGUAUUAUGACUUUGAAAUAACCAGUUUAAGCCCAACCACUGCAGAGUAGGAUUGCUCUUUGGUAGCUCCAUAGUGUUUUCCCUAAUUGUUUCUUUCUGCACUAACUAAUCGGAUGUCUAGUUUAAUUGCUUUAGAGUCAAAUAUUGGAUUUGCAAUCUUCAGGGCUGACACGCUGCUCAGUUUGCUGAAUUGUGAGAAGUACUACAAGUAGAAAUACAUUAAGGUGAAAUACAGUAAUGUCGUCACUGCUCUUUGUAAUAACUACGCAAAUGCAGUAGGAAGAAUUUUUAAAGGUGAUUUGAAUAAACCCAAAUGAAUUUGUGACAGUAUGUUCCUGUGGUUAACAUCUUAGAAUGUUAAAAGUGCCUUCUGUCUUAAAUCUCAAACCAAAUAUUUUGUGUGUUGAACUUGGGCAGAAGUGUCCUUCCUUUCUUUCUUACCAUGUAGUAGAAAACUUGCAUUCUACAGAAAGGUUCUGUAUGAUCAUUUUAUUACUUAGAUUGAGAAGUAGUAGCAAUGUUUCUAAUUCCAAUUCAAUUAAUCAUUAUGUUUAAAAUAGUCGAUUAGACUGGUGACUUUUGAGUGCUUUAUUUGCCGCCUUUUUGAAGGUUGGGGACAAGCUCUGCUCUGUAAAUUAAAACAUGUAGAGUCAGCAACUGUUCAGUAAUUUCCAGCUAAUUCAUAAUUGAUGCAAUGUAGGUCUUCUGGCCCAAGGUGGAUAUAAAAUCUGAAUUGUAAUGAACCAGUUUCUUAAAAGAUAGCUUAAUCGGAUUUCAUCAAGGCUUGUUUUCCAUGAAUGUGAAUAUUUCAAUGACUGUUUUAUUAUGUAUGUAUUGUUCUUGUAUUCUUAUGUAGUUAAAGAACUCUAGAAAGCAUUGAUUGGUGUUUAUGGAGAAACAGCCCUCAUGUUUGAGAACUGUACAGUGAUGUCAUCUUGUAACAGUGCAUCCAGUUCUACCAGGCAGUUGACUGGUUCUCUUUCCUAAGCUAGAGUGGAAAUCGCUUAAUGGUCAAGACUUCUGUGGUAUAUGUAACACCGGCUGUGCUAAACAAGUUCCUCAUGUCCCACUUUGAAAUGGUUUUUUUAAACCAUAUUUUUUAUCAAUCAGCAGAGUACAGUUAAAGCUUGUCUUGAUGUUGCAUUCUUGCAAAUGUUGUCAACUCUUACGUGAGAAAACAUGUAAAAAAUGUUCAGCCAGACCCUUCAAGUUUUUCCUUUGCUAUGCCUAAGCCUUGGGGAAACCACUGUUUCUGUUUUAUAAAAUGUUUGCCACAUUCCUAUGACCCAGUAGAAUUAAUACCCUUUUUCUCACUGACAGAUGAAUAUGUGCUGCUUGAAAUAACAGCACAGUAAUGCCAGUAUCUCAGUAAGCAAUAGAAAGAACCCUGUUGGGUGUUAUUUGGUAUUUUUUGCUGUGUAAGAAUUUAGGCUCCCCUCUAUACCUUCUAUUCCACCCAGAAGAGCAGGGGAAACACCAUGUUAUAAAAUAUGAAGAUUGUUAUGACUAUUUGAGACAAUAUUUAAAUGUUGCAGCAUUACUAGCCACCAAUGUUGAAGGACAUUAGCAGGGGAAAAAAUUUUUUUCUGAGAAAAAAAUGUUAGCAGUAAAUCUAUGCCUCCUGUUUUUGAAGUUAUUUGUAGCAAAUGAAGUCUCUUACUUGAUAGUCAUAAAUAUCAUUUGAAGAAAUAAGGGUUGUGGUUAGAUGAUAAAAUCUUUGGUGUUCCAUUGCAGCUAGUUGCUGUCAGUGAGGGUAAACGUCUGCUGAAAUAAUUCAGGUUUAACUAGCUGUGUGCCAGGAAUUACUUUUACUUGAUAUAUGUAGCCUCUCCUUAAUUAAACUCAUUACUCUUAAAGAAUGCUGAAAGCAUUGACUAUUUUCAUAUAAAGAGAAAAAGAUGUCAUGUGGUACAAGGGAUGUUUGGAUGUACUAGGUAAGAUAUAGGCCCAAGACUACAGUGAAAUUGAAACUGUUGGUUGGCUUUUAUUUGUUUGUUUUUCAUUUGUACUUAUUUUUAAAAGACUGCAAAAAUCAAAGUUAUCUUCAGUAAUUAGUUCAUCAUGUAGACUGGUGCCACUGCUUGACACCAGUGAGUACUGACAGGAGGUCUUGUCCUGAAGGUUAGUAUUAGGUAAAUGCCAACAAAAAAACCGCCAUCCAGCUGGCAUGUUAGUUCAGUGGCCUAGAGCACAGCCUUAUAACACCGAGGUCAUAGGUUCAGAUCCCUGAACCAGCCAGCCACCAGAAAAAAAAAAGAAAAACCAACUACCAUUUGUAGUAACUUGUUUGGGGAGCUUUAUCUGAUGUGCAACCUUUGUCCUCACGUAUUCCCUCCAGCACACAAGCUACUCACACAUUCAAGGCAGCACUUAUGAUUCCUCAUUUGUGAGAACUACCCUUCAAUAAAACUAAAGGGUUGGGGUGGGAAUCUAGGCUAUUCGGUUAAACAUUUUUUCGACAGAUUAGCCCAGAAAAGUUAUAAGCUGUAUUAAGCAUGGCCUAAGUAUUAGGUGUAUGAUCUUUAUAGUAUGUUCCAUCAAAAGUAUUCAUUACUAGUGCUUCAAGUUCCAGAGUAAACAUUCAUUUAAAAUGGAGUUCACUGGGCAGAUUUCCCCUUUCAUAUAGAUAAAAAUAUUCUUUCUCAGAGGUUUAGGACACUGUUUUGCUAACUGAUAAAUAAAAACAAAUGUAAAUAUGUAAGAAUGUUUAUUUGUUGCACAUAACUUUUUUGGUAUAAAAUAAAUGUAGAAGUUACCUGUGCAGGUUGUGCUGCCGUCGUUCUUAUACUGCAGUAUUACAAGAAAACCUGAAACGUAGGCGCUUUAUAAAGUAUUCUUGAAGUUGAUACUGUGACCUCAUGUCUACAGGUAUACUGAGUUGAUUCUUUUUCUCUUAAAUUGUCUGUAACUUUGAGAAGAUAGAGUUCUGAGAGAUUCUAGUUCUUGGCAUUCCUGUGGGUUUAUGAAAUAUGUGGUUGACACUAGAAUAGAAUGUACGCAUCAGCUGGUUUUCUGUAGCUUUACUUUAGCUUACCUUGAAUACUCCAUUCUUUAGUCCUCUAAAAAGGCAACAUCUGCAAGAAAGAUUAAUCCAUUUGAAGUACAGAUUAGCCAUAUUCACUGGGGAGCACAAAUGUGUUCUGUGCUAAAACCUUAGGACCAAUGAGGUGGAUAGUUAAGCAUGUCUGUUAACUUUUUUAAUGUUUGUCAUCAACUAAAGAGUUUCAUGUAUUAUUCUUCGACAUUAAACUGGAAUACGAAACUUGCUUGCUUCAAAAAAUGUGAAGUUUGAUGGUAACAAAAGAAAUAUGGAACCCCUUGAACUAUUUGAACUGAGACUACACUCUCAUUCUUAAAAAAUGGUCUGAAGACACCUAAUA